Astyanax mexicanus (Mexican tetra) is the source of this 1192-nucleotide messenger RNA. RefSeq lists its product as uncharacterized. Gene Ontology annotation, cellular component: autophagosome membrane. The record is from RefSeq and is a predicted model, not a curated record. NCBI's taxonomy places the organism in Eukaryota, Metazoa, Chordata, Actinopteri, Characiformes, Acestrorhamphidae. The transcript has 6 exons. The coding region runs from base 305 to 1021 and encodes 238 amino acids. Gene Ontology annotation, biological process: negative stranded viral RNA replication; autophagosome assembly.
GAAAGUGGGCAGGCUUGCUAUAAACCAGCUGUGGCAACAACAUAGCUGGAUACACUGAAGUGGUCAAUCUUGCGACGGAGAGCCUAGAGGGACAGUUUGCGCUUCAAAAAAAGGCGAAAACCGCUGCAGUAGAUCGAGGAUGGAGAGGGGAGGUGUGCUGUGAGUUAACUACAGUAGUAAAGUCAGUCUGAGGGUUUAAAGAGGCGUUAGGGAGUCAGGUUAGUCCGGAGAUCGCCCUGUUUAGAUUUCCUUAGGAAUAACGUGAGAGUGGUAAGGGGAAUUAAACAGGGAGCUGUGUGAGAUUAUGAUUAUGGUGCCGUGGAAAAGUCACGUGCGGGCCAAGCUGUUUCAGAGGGACUGUUUACAGAGAGAGCCCUUCUCUGGACUCUUUAAUAAAGUGUCCAGGUUAGAAGACAUGCUAAAUCUGCACGUGAGUUUAUUGGAGGACUUGGAAAGAAACAGUUCAAAUCAAAAUGGAAUAAAAAAGCAGGUUGAAGAAGAAGCCCCUCCAAAACUGUGUCUGGAGUUAAGAGAGGCCCAGCAUGACAGAGAAGAGCUGAUACAGAAAGUCUCAGACCUCACCAGUGUUCUUUACCUCAAAGAAGCAGAGCUGCAGUACUGUCACUCACAAGUCGCCCGAUUCCGCAGCGAAGCCGUUCUGCUGGCUAAAGGAGCGUCCUUACUGAAGGAUGAUCUGUCGGAGUAUCAGUAUAAACUGGAGUGUCAGUCUAAGGAGUUGGCAGCAUUGAGGCUGGAGCACAAGAAUCUGAAGGAGGAUCUAGCGGUUACGCGUCAGGAAAGGGAGGAGCUGCUUGAGCGCUGGUUAGAAGAGAAGAAAGAAGAGGCGGAGCGUCUUAAUAAACACAAUGCUACUCUAGAGAGAUGGAAUCGUUUUGCUGGUCGACUUAAAAAACGUCACAGUGGAGGAUGUUGUCGACAGAAGUGUGCAGCAGCUACAAAUUGCCCAAGAAUCACACAGAGACAUUCAGCUGAUCAGCCUCUGCCAGACAUAAGUGAAUGAGUAUUUAUUUAAUUCUAUUCAGUUUAUUAAGAAUGUGUAUCUCCUGCAUUUUGCUAUAGUGUCUUGGCUUGUAUGGAAUUUGUCUUCAUAAGCAGGUCUGUACUUUUACUGCAAAUGUACUGUGAAAAUAUAAUUCUUGUCAGUUGUAUUGUACAAUAAAAUAAACAAAAA